AUGUCGAUUGUCGUGGAUGUAAACCGAGUAUCAGAAAUCAAUGAGAGUUCAAGUAGGAGAACUCGAGAUGAAAGUAUCUUUGAGAAAUUGAAGAAGGUGGCUCAAGAUGGAGACAUUGAAGAAUUGUAUAAACUGAUAGCCGAGGAGCCAAACAUUCUAGGCCACUUUGACGAAAUGCCUUUCUGUGAGACGCCACUAGCUGAAAACGGGAAAACCCAUUUUGCGAUGGAACUAGUGAGUCUUAAGCCGUCACUGGCACUGAAGCUAAACGUGUCAGGCUUCAGCCCAAUCCAUUUAGCCUUGCAAAACAACCACGCAAGAAUGAUGACAGGGUUUAUAGCAAUGGACAGCAGCUUGGUCAGAAUCAAGGGGAGAGGAAGGAUUACCCCUUUGCACCACGUGGCUCGAAUAGGUGACGCAGAAUUGCUUAGUGAGAUUUUGAUGGCUUGUCCCUCUUCGAUAGAAGAUUUGACAAUAAAGCGUGAAACAGCUGUGCAUAUUGCUGUGAAGAACCACCAGUUUAUGGCAUUCAAGGUUUUGUUGGGAUGGAUCAAGAGAGCAAACGGGGUGGAAAUCUUGGAUUGGAAGGAUGAAGAUGCUAUCAAUCAGACUGAGGUCAUGAAGUUGCUGGGUAAAAGUGUUAAAGUAGCAGCCAAGAAUUUGGAUGGCAAAACGGCGAUGGACAUUUUCGAAGCUCAUCAGCCUCUUUGUUUCCCUGAAGCAAGAACAAUUCUCCGUAGUGUCAAAGAAAGGCUAUUUAGUUGUUCCACCACAACAACUCUUGCAGAAUAUUUGAGCAAAGAUCUAACGUUUCUCGAGAAACGGAACAAUUUCUUAGGGCUGGGAAAUUUGAGCAUAUCUGGAGCCAUACCUCUAACCGGUAGCUAUCGCCGUGACGCAAUAUGUGUGGUGGCUAUACUUAUAGUAGCAACUGCAUUCCAGGCUGGUUUUAGUCCUCCAGGCGGAUUUUGGCAGGAGGACGGCAUGGAUCAUCUUGGCGUCUAUCACCAAGCUGGGCAAAUGACUAUGUCGUUCUACAAUGCCUUAAUUUUUAAUGGCUUCAACGGGUUUGCCUUCUUAUCAUCCCUAUACGUGAUCAUGAUCCUCACAAUUGGACUUCCCAAGUGGAAGUUAAUCUGUUGUUCAACGGCGUUUUUAGGUCUCGCUUUGUUAGCAUCGUACGGCACUAUAUUCCCGUAUCCUGAAGGCAGCUAUAUAGGGUAUAUCCCAUUGAUCGGCUUCGUCUACGUAUUCCCAUUGAUUAUCACAAUCAUGCUGUUUAGUGUUCUCAUGGUAUUCAUUGUUGACAAACGUGGCCGGCUACGAGUGGACUUCCCGGCGAGCUGCUUCAGCUCAUCUCAUGAGUUGUCGCUAUGA
Eruca vesicaria subsp. sativa (arugula) is the source of this 1377-nucleotide messenger RNA. The record is from the annotation of a GenBank genome assembly. Lineage: Eukaryota; Viridiplantae; Streptophyta; Magnoliopsida; Brassicales; Brassicaceae.